AUGUUCUUCACUCUUGCUCUCCGGGCAGUGCUGUCGCUUGUCAACGCUUGCGCCGCCGUCAAGACAGCUCUGAUAGCAAUAGCUGCUACUUGCAAGGCGCGCUCAACACCCGUCGGCACAAAGCACUUCAUCCUGAUCCAGCAAGUGCACUGCAACAUCACGACACGUAAUUUAUACGCCGGCCUUGUACAUCAAUACGCCAUCCUCCAGCUGUACACACCUGAGGACCUCCUAGCUGGCAUGAAUGUCGGCUUCCGUGUCCUCCAACAAGGCGGCAUCCUCAUUCCUGGUUUUGAGCAGUGCCAGCUGCGUGAAGAGAUCAACGCUCCUCCUGAACCUUUUGAGGAGCCGACCUACUGCAAGCGCUUUCACUUGGAGGUCGAGUUUCGCGUGUUCUUUGAAGCUGAGCCUAACAGUCUCAAGCCCCGUCGUGCGAAAGCACCUCGUCACAUCGAGUUCGCAUCAACGGAGACAAACACGCAAGUGUUAGAAGAAGUCCAGCAAGCCCACUGGGAGCCCAUCGGCGGGAUCAAUCUGCACGAGCGGAUCGCCUUCUACCAAACACGCGUAAACAAUGGCGAGUCACAUUUUCAUCAGCAAAAGGAUGUGCCCGUAGGUCCAGAUUAUGUGAAACACCAUCUGUUCGAGACAGCCUACCAGUGGAAUCUGUGGAACCAAGAACACGAGCGAGAUCCCCAAGGCGUGGAUGAGCGACUUGAUCGGGACCCUCAGCUGAAAGAGAGGGUGUUCAACUUUCGCGAUGUCGCUGAAGAAUACCGGUCCAAGUUUCCACAUGACUUUUAG
Macroventuria anomochaeta is the source of this 804-nucleotide messenger RNA. RefSeq lists its product as uncharacterized. The record is from RefSeq and is a predicted model, not a curated record. The coding region runs from base 1 to 804 and encodes 267 amino acids. NCBI's taxonomy places the organism in Eukaryota, Fungi, Ascomycota, Dothideomycetes, Pleosporales, Didymellaceae. The transcript is spliced from 3 exons.